Messenger RNA from Gracilinanus agilis (Agile Gracile Mouse Opossum), 957 nucleotides. RefSeq names its product olfactory receptor 6-like. Gene Ontology annotation, biological process: G protein-coupled receptor signaling pathway. The coding region runs from base 1 to 957 and encodes 318 amino acids. Lineage: Eukaryota; Metazoa; Chordata; Mammalia; Didelphimorphia; Didelphidae. Gene Ontology annotation, molecular function: olfactory receptor activity; G protein-coupled receptor activity. The record is from RefSeq and is a predicted model, not a curated record. Gene Ontology annotation, cellular component: membrane. The transcript has a single exon.
AUGUGGGAGGAAAACAUCACAAAUGUCACUGAGUUCAUCCUUGUGGGCUUUCCUACCACAAUCUGGCUGCAGAUCCUGCUCUUCAUCCUAUUCCUUGGAACAUACCUAUUUGUAUUAAUGGAAAAUCUGGUCAUUAUCUUCACUGUGUGGAUCAAUGGCCCCCUCCACAAGCCCAUGUACUACUUUUUGGGUAUCAUGUCCUUCCUAGAGAUAUGGUACAUCACUGUCACUGUCCCCAAGAUGCUGACUGGCUUUCUCUUUCACCCUAACACCAUCUCAUUUUUGGGUUGUAUGACUCAACUCUAUUUCUUCCUUUCACUCGCCUGCACAGAAUGUGUGCUCCUGGCUGCCAUGGCUUAUGACCGUUAUGUAGCCAUCUGCCAUCCACUCCACUACCCGGUCAUCAUGACCAUAGAGCUCUGUAUCCAGUUGACUGCCACCUCCUGGUUAUGUGGUUUCUCUAUUGGUAUAGUCAAGGUCUAUUUCAUCUCACGUGUUUUCUUCUGUGGUAACAAUGUGUUAAAUCACUUUUUUUGUGAUGUUUCUCCCAUCCUUAAAUUGGCCUGCAAGAACUUUUCUAUGGCUGAGGCGGUGGACUUUGCCCUGGCCAUUGUCAUCCUUCUAUUCCCAUUUUCAGUUACCGUUCUCUCGUAUGGCUUCAUUAUCAACACUGUCCUACACAUCCCUUCAGCUGCUGGACAGCGGAAAGCCUUUUCUACCUGUGCUUCCCACCUCACAGUAGUGAUCAUCUUUUACACAGCUGUAAUCUUCAUGUAUGUUCGGCCUCGGGCUAUUGCCUCCUUCAACUCCAACAAACUGAUCUCAGCCAUAUACGCAGUCUUCACGCCCAUGUUGAAUCCUAUUAUCUACUGCCUGAGGAACCAAGAAGUCAAGGAUGCCAUCAGAAAGACCCUGACCAGUGGCUGGGCCCUAUUCCUGAGAGACUCCUCCUUUUAA